AGUUCGUUUAGUUUUGGUUCAGUUGUUGUCUUGAACACAUUUUAAUAUUCUGUUAUACCAUCCGCUCAUCGCCGCGAUACUCUGUUCAGAAUUCUAACUUUAUUGACGCAAUCAUACAAGUAUAUUAUAUACUCAUGCUCCAAUCUGGAAAAAGAAAAGUGAUUUAGUUUUUUUAUGUAUUAUAAAGGUAUACUGCUGCAGAGUUUACUUUAUUUUCAUUCUUGUUCAUAAAAUCAUCAUGUUUCGUAAAUUAAAUUUGCUUCUAUUAUUUUAUUUUUUGCAAGCUGUAUAUUCAGCACGCAUUCUUGGACUUUUUACAAAUUCAAUUCUUAGUCAUCAAUUAUCAUAUGACCCUCUUAUGAUAGCACUCGCGAAGAGGGGACAUAAUGUUACCGUUGCUACAUUUUUCCCGUUACAGAAUAAGCUUACUAAUUAUCAUGAAGUUAAUCUACAAAAUCUUUCAAAUUUACGUGUAGAAGUUUUUGAUAUCAGAAGAUAUGAACAGCCAGUUGGAAUAAUGAGAGUACCAUUUGUGAGUAGCGUGCUCGACCAAGUGAAUCAAUUUGAAAAUAUGGCAGGAAUUGUACUUGAUAUCUGCGAAAAGCUUUUGAGAUAUACACCAUUUACGGCUCUUAUUAAAAACGAAUACGAUGUUGUGAUAACGGGGCAUUUCAUUGGUAAUUGUGUGCUGAAAUUAUUGGAGGUUCAUAAUGUAACAGCUCCUGUUAUUGGAAUUUGUGCAAGUACCAUAUUACCCUGGACAAAUGAGAUAAUGGGUGCGGAGAGUAAUCCUUCAUUUGUUCCCGUUAAGGUUUCUUCAUUUACGAGUAAAAUGACGUUUAUACAACGCUUGGAGAAUACAAUUGUAUACAUUUUAAUGACCACAAUGCAGCAGAGAUUGAUAGAGCAGGAGAAAACUAUGAUUGAAAAAUACUACAGUAGAAAAACAAAAGAACGGAAUAACUUUAAUCUAAUACUUCUGAAUUCCCAUCAUGUUCUUAAUGGGAUUAGGCCUCUCGUUCCUGGUUUAAUUGAAAUAGGAGGAAUACAUGUUGAUUCUACUGUCAACACACUCCCAAAACAUAUCGAAAAAUUUAUAAAUGAAUCAGUUAAUGGCGUUAUUGUGUUCAGUCUAGGAGCACAAACAAAAUCGACAUCACUGUCUAAGAAGAAACAAAAUAUUCUUAUUAAUGUUUUUUCCAAACUGAAACAAAGAAUCAUCUGGAAGUAUGCAGAAAGUGCAGAAGAAGGAACAAUAAUUGGAAAUAAUAUCCUCAGAGUCAAAUGGAUACCACAAAAAGAUGUGUUACGUCACGACAAAGUAAACGCGUUUAUAUGUCACGGUGGAAAUUUGGGUAUGAUAGAAUCUAUUUUUGCUGGCAAGCCAAUGGUCGUUAUACCGAUUUUUGCAGAUCAAAGACUGAAUGCAGUUGCAGCAAAAGAGGCAGGUGUUGCUGAAGUUUUGUCCUUACCUGACUUUGAUGAAGAAGAUUUAGAAAAAGCUAUAGAGAAUGUACUUAGCCAGGGGAUGCAAGAAAAGGCCAAGGAGGUGUCACAAAUUUGGCAUGAUCGGGAAAACACUCCUUUACACACAGCUGUUUAUUGGACAGAAAGAGUUAUUAGAUGGGGACAUAAAUCACCCUUACAUUCACCAUCCAGAGACAUGCCCUUGUAUCAAUAUCUUCUGUUAGAUGUCUUAGUAUUUAUCGUUUUGUUUGUGUCAACAAUUAUAUUUUGUCUUGUAUUUAUGUCAAAUUGGAUUAUUUUGAAAAUGAAAAGGCUUAUUAAUAGCAAUAUAAAAACUAAAUUCCAGUAAUGUUUUAAAAAUGUUAUAAUUUAUAUCUUAUGAUAACUGAAUAGCAGACUAUAUUACUUUACUACUCGUAUUAUAUAUUUUUAGUUGUUUUAAUAAUCUGAGAGAUUUUACGUUGUAAACCCACUGUUUUGUGUUUAUGUAGAAUGCGGUUUCCAAAAAAUAUAUCCCCAACCAGA
This is a messenger RNA of Leptidea sinapis, 1992 nucleotides long. Its product is annotated as UDP-glycosyltransferase UGT5-like. The record is from RefSeq and is a predicted model, not a curated record. The transcript has 4 exons. Lineage: Eukaryota; Metazoa; Arthropoda; Insecta; Lepidoptera; Pieridae. Bases 239 to 1816 code for a protein of 525 amino acids. Gene Ontology annotation, molecular function: UDP-glycosyltransferase activity.